This is a messenger RNA of Symbiodinium sp. CCMP2456, 882 nucleotides long. NCBI's taxonomy places the organism in Eukaryota, Dinophyceae, Suessiales, Symbiodiniaceae. The record is from the annotation of a GenBank genome assembly.
AUGGUUUGCUGCCCCUCGGGCUCUGAGCCUUACUUGGCGGCGGAGUUCCAAACCCGCGGGCAAGAGGGAGAUGCGCAGGGUGUGGGCUACUACGUGGUAGGCGAGGGCAGCCGCACGGCAAUCUUGUUCCUUCCGGACAUCUGGGGUUGGAACGGCGGCCGCACCCGUGCCCUGGCCGACACCCUGGCGGCCGACUUGCAGACGUCGGUGUGGAUCCCGAAGAUCUUGGAGCCUUACCAGGGUGGCACCGAUGGGGACGGGCUACCACCGGCCUUUGACAUGGUCUCCCGAAGGGCCGAGAUUGCGCCGGACAGGUUCAAAGGGCCAUGGCAUCCAAGCAAAACGCUGCCGAAGGUGCUGAAAGUCGUUGACGCCAUGCGACAAUCCGGUGUGAAACGGUUCGGCGUCCUUGGCGUCUGCUAUGGCGCUUGGGUGGGCUUCCACCUGGCCAAAGCCGUGCCUUCCUGGGAGCUGAUCUGCGGGGCCUCACCGCAUCCCAGCCUUCACAUGGAGGGCGUGGUGGGAGGAGAUCCGGCGGCCUUGGCUUCGGAGAUCCGAUGUCCAUGGGCCUUCUUCCCCUGUGGGGAAGUAGGGAAAGACGGAGCGGAUCCACCCAUUUACGAUGCGGAAGGGGACGUCUUCCGGGCACUGGAAGCACGCUUUCCAGGAAAGAAUGUGACAAAGAGGUAUCGCACCGUCCGGCAUGGAUUCUUCGCCCGCGGUGCAAUCAAAGACGGUCAGUUCAAGGCAGGCGAUGGCGAUCAAGUGAAGAGAGCAGUGGCAGAAUGCGUGUCAGACGUGUCCUCGUUCUUCCGGAAGAGAGGCCUCUUCAGGGCGGAUGCGCGCAGCUAUCUUCGAAUGAUCUGCUGGUGUUGCUGCUAG